AUGUUCCAAGAAUAUCGUCACUUAAUAAUCCGCCACGUUGAGCGGCAUCGACCCAAGACAGUGAUUCUCUCUUCAAAGGCCACACGUGCAAAUAUUAAGUGCGUGAAAAAAAAAACACGUGGGAGUGGGUUUUGCCGCUCGUCAUCGCUCGAAAUAUCAGCAGGCGGUGGCUCUGCCGCCAGGAAAAAUACAGAAAAAGGAAAGCGCAGAGCCUAAGAGAUUGCACUUCACACACACACACACACACAAACUCUCUGGAGGGGAGGGGAGGGGAGACCAAAAUAUCUGGAAGACCUGCCAAAUCAGGACACUGAGGAACUCCAAAAAGCGUCAGUCUUUCCCCUUUUAUCUUCUUUCUUCACUUGUAUCUCGUGCUACUGUUACAAAAGGUCAUCACAUUUCUCUCUCUCUCUCUCUCUCUCUCUCUGGGGCAAGCAGUUGGCAAGGUUGGAGGCUUUGGAUUUCCAGUAAACGAGCAGCUAUUAAGUUGCUGGGUGAAUGCUUGAUGUUGUAGGUGAAGCUGCACUCAGUUGCGAAAGAUUUUGAUAUCGAAAACUCUGUGGACAUGUUUCGCCUCUGGAGCACUUCUCAUCAGCAAGAGAACGAUCCCUUGAACCAUGACGCUAAGAUCAAUGAGCUGAAGGCUGCGAUUGGACCGCUAUCUGGACGCAGUUUGCAGUUCUGCACUGAUGCAUGCUUCAGGCGGUACUUGGAGGCGCGAAAUUGGAACCUUGACAAGGCGAAGAAAAUGUUGGAGGAAACACUCAAAUGGAGGUCAACCUAUAAGCCUGAGGAAAUCCGCUGGCGCGAAGUUGCAUGUGAAGGCGAGACUGGGAAAGUUUACAGAGCAAGUUUUCGCGAUCGUAGUGGGAGGACUGUUCUUAUACUGAGACGGGGAAUGCAGAACACGGUAUCAAUAGACAAUCAGAUGCGGCAUCUGGUGUAUCUGAUUGAGAAUGCUGUGUUCAACCUUCCGGAGGGCCAAGAACAAAUGGCGUGGCUGAUAGACUUCACAGGGUGGACGCUAAGUACUACCGUGCCUGUGAAAUCGGCUCGAGACACCAUCAACAUUUUACAGAACCACUACCCUGAGAGACUAGCAGUAGCAUUUCUCUACAAUCCCCCACGCAUUUUCGAAGCAUUUUGGAAGAUUGUCAAGUAUUUCUUGGACAACAAGACAUUCCACAAGGUUAAGUUUGUUUACCCGAAGAACAAAGAAAGCGUGGAGCUUAUGAAACAAUGUUUCGACGAGGAAAAUCUCCCUAUUGAGUUUGGAGGACCAGCCAUACUAAACUAUGAUCACGAGGUAUUCUCGAAACUAAUGAAUCAAGAUGAUGUGAAAUCAGCUGCAUUUUGGUGCCCCGAUGACAAACCACCACAUUGGGCUAAUGGGCGUUCUGGAGCCGAGGUGGUUCCAGAGCCAGUGAGCCUUGCACCGGCAGCCAGCUGAGUCUCCCGCCCCUACUCUCAGCGCAUGAUCGUGAUUAAGCACCGGAAUCCUCCAUAGCAGGAGCUGAUAACCCUAAAGUAUAUGAGAAUAAGUGAGACGGACUAACUGGUUGAGAUGUUGCUGUAAGCCUGCAAGCUACGAUCCAGUGAGAGAUUACCUUGCAGGCACCUGAGAGUGCCCUAGUGAGAGAUUACCUUAAUACUAAACAUGUUUAGUGACUACAUUAUCAUUAAGAAAACAAAUUAGCAUUCUGAUAUC
Messenger RNA from Pyrus x bretschneideri (Chinese white pear), 1708 nucleotides. RefSeq names its product phosphatidylinositol transfer protein 3-like. The record is from RefSeq and is a predicted model, not a curated record. The transcript has 6 exons. Gene Ontology annotation, molecular function: phosphatidylinositol transfer activity. Bases 566 to 1450 code for a protein of 294 amino acids. Lineage: Eukaryota; Viridiplantae; Streptophyta; Magnoliopsida; Rosales; Rosaceae.